Asterias rubens (European starfish) is the source of this 3505-nucleotide messenger RNA. RefSeq lists its product as uncharacterized. Gene Ontology annotation, molecular function: RNA polymerase II cis-regulatory region sequence-specific DNA binding; zinc ion binding; nuclear receptor activity. Lineage: Eukaryota; Metazoa; Echinodermata; Asteroidea; Forcipulatida; Asteriidae. The record is from RefSeq and is a predicted model, not a curated record. Bases 424 to 3198 code for a protein of 924 amino acids. The transcript is spliced from 7 exons. Gene Ontology annotation, biological process: negative regulation of transcription by RNA polymerase II; positive regulation of transcription by RNA polymerase II; cell differentiation.
UCGGGCGCUCCCAUCCAAAACUUCUUAACACCCCUUUCAGUUCAAGUUGUGGAGUCCAUUAACCUUGGCCUUGAAGUGUCUUUGACCUCUGGUAGUCUCCUGGGGCAGCCGCUUGAGUGUCAUUCCCCUCUGAAGUUUACUAACCACCCCUAUGGUGCUGUGUACUGAAAAAGUUCCAUUAGCGGCUGCACUGCAGAUAGUGAAGUUGUUAUUGCGUUGGGUACAGACAGUGGGUUGCCCUACAGGGAGUGUGAGAGAAAACUCUUCCAGCAUCGUGGGCUGGUGGUGCCUAGUACCCAAACAUAACAACAGAAGUCUGCCGCUUGUUAAUAGGAUUUUACCUGUUUAAGAUUCAAUAUGUAAUCAAUACAUGUUUCGCUUAAGAAGUUUGAACCCGUUGGGAGCCGUGCGAACAAACCUGAGAUGGUCACACCAAUUAAAUAUGAACUGAAUGAACUAAUCAAGUGUAUGGUGUGUGGAGAUACAUCUACAGGGUUUCAUUAUGGUAUUCACUCGUGUGAGGGCUGCAAAGGUUUCUUCAGACGAAGUCUCACACAACAUGAGUCUUACACAUGCUCCAAUAAUGGGCAGUGUGACAUCUCACUCUACACAAGAAACCAGUGCCAGCUGUGUCGAUGGAAGAAAUGCCUCGCUGUGGGCAUGUCAAAAGAAGGAUCCCGAUUAGGUCGAAGGUCAAAGCGUAUGAUUGAGAAAAUGCAUGAGACAAUCGCCAAACAGCGUAGCUUCGGCGACAGCACGGUACAUCAGACAGCCGGUUUUUACGGUAACCAUCCAGAACUAUUCAACCAAGCAAAAUACAGCAGCCAACAGGUUAGCUCUGCCCACCCCCCAAGUCACAUGCUGCCCACCAGUAUCCCCGCAAUGUAUCAUGGAAUGAACAGUUCGUUUUCGAUGGCGGCCAUGAUGGAAUCUCAGCUCGGUCAGGCGAUGGCCAACCAUGCUCAGUCCAUCUCUACCAUCAUCAAGCAAGAGCUUGAGCAUGGAGGCUCGGACCGGGAGCAUUCCCUGUCGGAAACCUCCUCCAUAUCUGGCCUUGACAUGUCGCCUCCUGGAUCGGUGGGUCGCCAGUCAUCAGUCCCCGGAACAAGCGAGGGAUCAAAUUCAGUCAACGGCGGUGGUAGUAGGGGUUAUGGAUCAGACGGUAUGGAGCAGUCCCCUACAAUCUCCAGCGUCUCGCUAUCAAAAUCACAUGACGACUCGGCAAGUACAAAUCAAAUGUACAUGCACAUGAGGGCAGGUAAAGAUGAGAGACGGAUGCACCAGAUGGUCAGCGAUGAGAUGGCGGAGAAGUUGGCAUUAAUAGGACGGGACGUCAACUGCAAGGGGGACAAUAACUUUAUAGGAGAGAGUGCCGAUCUGCCCAUGGGAGCUAUCAGUAAAAUGCUCGCCGCUGGCCAACCAGUGAUUCUCAUUCCAAAAGACAUGGCAAGCCCCGAGUCUAACAGCACAAAGGAUAUGAUCCCACCCAGCCCAACAGUCUUGGUUGUCCCGAACACGAGUAAAGAGAGUCACAUCGAUGCACGUGAUGAAUAUAAUGCCAGACAUCGAUCAAAAUCAGCCAGCCCGGGGAAUGAAAUGAGCGCAGCUGAUCUGGUGACGUCGCAGAUGUCGGCGUUCUAUUCCAGCCACAGAAGGAAUUCAGAGCAAAUGGUACGGGGUGAUGAGAAGACGCACUGUUCGUAUGCACUACACUCUGUUCAGGGCCAAGGGAACCAGUUCUUCCAGUUUCCCGGGGGGUUUCCGCCACAGCAACUACCACAGGGUAUGACCUCCCAAUCGUCACUUCUUCCCCACUCACCCCUACUUCCAAUGACUCAAGGGUGGAGCCGGCAGCACCUCCCACCCUCACCCCUACUACCUACAAGUGGACCUGUCAUGGUACCUGUUAGUUCCUCACAGCUUCCUCAGCAGGUCCCCCUCGGCCCGACAGCGUUCCUCGCGCAGCAACAUCUCAAAGCGGAGAUGCACUCCCCAAAGCAUUUAUCCCAGCAUUGUGAGGGUAGAGACUCUCUUCACCCGAGGCACUCAGUCAAGCGACAGUCGCCCGGCAAAGGGCACUCGGAUCCCAACAAGACCUCCAAAGGUUCCCACAAGUCUGAAUGUUCUACUCCGGACUUCUCGGCGCUCUCUCCGCCGCAGAGCUUCACGGCGCCGAUCCAUUCCCCGUUAUCUGGAGACCGCCAAAAGGAAAAGAAGAUCUUGAUCAAGGAGGAGCCAAGAAGUAACUCCAACGAUGAGGAAGAGCCAGAAGAUUACCAGUCGGAGGCACUCAGUGUAUUCAGACUGGAGGGAUUCAACCCUGACGAGCCGCUUACCCCUGAGCUCAGGAAGAAGCUCUCCAAGAUCAUCGAUAGCGUCAACAAGUCCUACCACGACACCUGUUUCUACACCUUCAGGAGAAUCAAGUUCCUUCGGGAACGCUACUUUCCUUUCUUGGGUCCAGAUGAUAGUAACGGGAAGAGGUUGAAGUCCAGAUUCGACCACGACUGCAGCAAGUGUAGUCCCCCGAACGGUUUCCCAACCAGCAAGGAUCCCCCGAGGGAGUUACCAGACUACAUCCAUCCGGUGGAUAGCGGCAAGAUGUGGCAAUUCUUCUCCAGCAAGUUUACGAGUCAGAUCACACGCAUCGUCAAUUUCUCGAAGAUGAUCCCGGGAUUCAAGCAUAUAGAUCGGGAGGAUCAGAUUACGCUGAUCAAGACAGGCUUGUUUGAGGUCGCAACGAUACGAUUCUCAACAGUAGCCGACACGAGGAACAACAUGGUUUACUGGUGGACCACAGGAGACAAGUUCUCGUUGGACGACGCCCAUCAGAUGCCUCUGGGCAAUCUCUUUGAUCUACUCUUCAACUUUGCUCGGAGGGUGAAUAGGAUGUUGCUUGAUGACAGCGAGUAUGCUCUAUUGUCGGCCAUUGUCAUCAUGUCACCAGAUCGACCUGGACUCAAGCAUCGAGACAAAGUGAAGCAGCUACAGUUGGAGCUUCUUCAUGCUCUUCAUUUCGAAGUGUCUACGAAUCAUCCCGGCGAACACGGACUCUUCGCUCGGCUCCUGACCACCAUCCCUAAGCUGAGAGAGAUCGGCCCCGAACACAUCAGGCGCCUGAUGGAACUCAAGAUAAAGUCGCCAGGGUUCCAGUUCCCCGCGCUGCACGCAGAAGUGUUUGACCUCAACGCCUCGUAGUACAACGAGGAAUACCACAUCUGCGUCAGGUUGUACUAUAUAGCCAUAUUAUCCCCCGAAAAGGUAUUUUUUGUAAGAUCUCCCUGAAUGAACCUCAACCCCCUUAUGGACACUUUCAACAUGGUUGUUGUUGUUGUCCUGACUAUGUUUUUAAACAACUCAUCUUGAUUAACCCGGGUUGUCAAUUAUCAAAUUAUGAAUUUAUAAUAAUACUAGAUUCUAAAUUUCUUAUAACCUCUUAGGAGUAGAAUAAUUUGUACAAACGAAGGUAGGUCACAAUCCCUUCAAAAAAUUGUCGGAUUGUCCA